Molecule: messenger RNA, 1056 nt
Organism: Mercurialis annua (annual mercury)
Lineage: Eukaryota; Viridiplantae; Streptophyta; Magnoliopsida; Malpighiales; Euphorbiaceae
Product: subtilisin-like protease SBT1.5
Exons: 3
Coding region: 1-1056 (351 amino acids)
Biological process (GO): proteolysis
Molecular function (GO): serine-type endopeptidase activity
Source: RefSeq, a predicted model, not a curated record
AUGGUUCCUGUAUCUGAGAGCAGCUCAGAGUUCGGACCAGAUGGUCCAGUCUUUCGGGCUCAGGAGCUCGGAGCUCGGAUUAGGUCUGAAUUGGACAUACUUCAGAGCUCGGAAAAUACUGUGAGACCAUCUGAGUACUCUGACGUAGAGCAAUGGUAUAGCUCUAUACUGAAAAAUCUUAACUCGGAUUCUUCAGCCUCAACUCAAAUUCUCCAUGUUUACAAAACAGUGUUUGAAGGCUUCUCCGCCAAGCUUAUACCAGACCAAGUUCAAGAGCUUGAAAAACGCCCUGAAAUCAUUGCGUUAUUUCCUGAACAUACUUAUUACCAUCAAACCACCCGGUCACCGGAUUUUCUUGGACUCCGAGCUAGUUUCCCAGGAAACAUGUAUAACGAGUCAGAAUACGGUGACAAUGUGAUCAUCGGAUUGCUUGAUAGUGGUAUAUGGCCGGAACUAAGUAGUUUUGACGACGAGGGUUUGGGUCCCAUUCCUUCUCAUUGGAAAGGAGAAUGCCGCGGAGGAGAAGGGUUUCGGUGCAACAAAAAGCUCAUCGGAGCCCGAUUCUUCAACAGCAAAGGCGUCAAUGCAACUGAUGGUAACACCACUCGAGACGCUUUCGGUCAUGGAACGCACACAGCUUCUACGGCUGCCGGACGAGCAGUGAGCAAUGCGGAUUUUCUUGGUUUUGCAGAAGGCACUGCGGUGGGUGUUGCACCCAAAGCUAGAGUUGCCAUGUAUAAAGUAUGUUACGUAAACAAAGGCUGCGGCGGCGCUGAUAUUCUCGCCGGCUUUGACAAGGCCGUUGAAGAUGGCGUCAAUGUUAUCUCCGUCUCCUUAGGUUCGAUAUUUUCGCAACCAUUGAUCUAUGAUGAGAUGGCGAUUGGCUCAUUUGGUGCAAUGGAGAAGGGUGUAAUUGUCACAGCUGCUGCAGGCAACGCUGGUGAAUUUGGUUCUGGUUCUGUGUGUAAUGUAGCGCCGUGGAUGAUCACUGUUGGUGCUAGUACAAUUGACCGGAAGUUUCCUGCUGAUAUAUUACUCGAAGUUUGUCAUCGGUGA